AUGAAAGUGGGAAUAGUAUUUUUUUGUUUAAUCCUUUUUGUGGUAGUAGGAGCGUGUAACAAUGUGAAGGAAAAGAUUUUUAAGAAUAUUAAGAAAAGAACAAAAUUUAUAAUAUUGAAUGAACCGAUAGUAGAUUUAAGUUUCAGCGAGAAUUUAUUUCAUACGUUAUUAUUUGAUUUAGAUGUAGAUAAGAAUUUAUAUACAUUAGAUGAGAGUUUAUUAAAUCUUGAGAAUUUGAAUUAUUCUUCAAUAUUUCGUUUACUUGUUGAUACAUAUAAGAAUAUAAAAGAAAAUAGAGAUGAUAAUGAAAAUAUUCGAUAUAUAUUUUUAGGUACGUCAUUUUCAAGAAUUCAUCCUUUAAAUUUUGAAUAUUUUUUGAGAAAGCUGAAUAAAUAUAUAUAUAAUGAGAAUGUAUAUGAAAAGGGUAAUGUGGAUAUUAGAGGAAUAUUAAAUGAAUAUAAUAAUGAGAUUGAAGAAAAGAAAAUUGAAAAAGAAAAACUUAACAAGAUCAAAGAUAAGAAUAAUAAUGAUAAUAUUUAUAAUGAUGAUAUUGAUGUACAUGAAGUGUUAGAAGAUAUUAUUAGAAAAGAAAAGAAAUUCUUUUUAAAUGAUGAUGAUGAAAAUGAUAGUAAUGAUAAAUAUAUUUUAAAAACAGAUGAAGAUAAUAAAUAUAAAGGAUUUUUUAUAGGAUAUGGUUUUAAUGAUGAAAUACCAUCUGUAAUUCAUCAUUAUAAUUUUGAUAAGAAUUUUUUAUUUCCUUCUUUAAAUAGUGGUAUAUUAUUAGAUAUAACAUUAUUAAAGAAUAUAUAUGAAGUUUCAAAUGUAUUAUUAUCUAGAAAUGAAAUGGAUGAAUCUAUUCAUAUAGAUUAUAUAUAUGAAGUAACAAAAUAUAUAAAAGAAAAUUUAAGAGUAAAUUUAACUCAUUCUGAAAAUGUAUGUUUAAAUGAAGAACAGAAUAUUCAUUUAUUAGAUCAUGAUCCUAAUAAUUUCGAAAUAUAUAAAUAUUAUCAAGUCUUAAACUUAUUUAAAGAUUAUAAUAAGAAUACACAAGAAGAGAAAUAUGAAGUAAUAGGACAUGAAGGAAUAUCUGAAGGUAAUGAGGAUGCAAAUAAAAAUAAUAAUAAUAAUAAUAACAAAAAUAAUAAUAAUAAUAAUAAAAAUAAUUAUAGUUAUAAUGAAGAUGCUCUUGCCGAAUUGUUACUUUCCUAUUUUAAUGUAUUCUAUCCAAUUUCUACAUGCAUGUGUUAUUCAAUUCGAUCUAAGCAUGAAUCUCUAAUGGAUUAUGAUAAGUAUCAUAUGAUAAAUUUAGAAAACGAUAUAAAAUUAAAACAUUAUAUAAAAGAAACGGAAGAUAUACAUUUUAAUAGUAUUGAAGAAUAUAAAAUGAAACUUAAUCGUAUAAAUUAUAAGUAUGAUACAUUAUUAGAAGAAAAUGAAAAUUUAAUUACACAUAAAAAUAUAUUAAUAGGUAUAAAAACUAGUAUUAAUACAGAAGAAGAAAGAAUACCACAUAUUAAAAAUACAUAUGAUAAUAAAGAAAAUACACAAUUAAUAUUUAAUACAUUUAAUUAUGAUAAUAAAUUAAAAGAAAAAAAUACAUUUGGAUUUUAUAACAAUUCUUUAUUACAAAAUGCAUUAGAAAAUGAUAAUAUAGAUUUAGAUAUUAUCUAUAUGUCAGAUAAAGAAAGUAAUAAAUAUGAUAAUUUAUAUUUUAAUUCUAAAGUAACAUCAAAAGAAGGAUUAUGUGAGAAAUUAAAGCAUAUGAUAUAUUAUUAUUAUGAAGAAUAUGUAAUGAAAAAUUCAGAAAAAAAAUAUUUCUUUAUAGCAGAUGAUGAUACAUUUGUAAAUGUAAAAAAUUUAAUAGAUGUAACUAAUUUAACCUUAAAUACAUGUUCACAUUCUAAAAAAUAUAUGUAUGAUAAAUAUAUCAAAUCUUAUGAUUUUGUUAAAGAAAAUGAAUCUUUAUUUCUUCAAAAUUUUCCAAAAAAAACUUUAUUCCUUUAUUCUUAUUUGAAGGAUACUUUUCACAAAACAAUACAAACAUUGAAGAAGUAUGACUAUGUGCCUAAAUAUUGUCAGGGUGGUGUAACAACAAAAAAUAAUGCUAAUAAUAAUAAUAAUAAUAAUAAUAAUGAUGAUGAUAUUAUCGGUGAUGCAAAUAGUGACAAAAAUGAAGUAAAUGAAGUAAAUGAAGUAAAUAUAAUAAAUAACAACAACAAUAAUAAUAAUAACAACAACAAUAAUAAUAAUAAUAAUAAUAUUUAUAAUAAUAGAGCAAAAUCUAUACCUAUCUAUCUAGGAAGAAGAUAUUCUUAUAAUACAUUUUCUACAAAUUCAAAUGAAUAUUUUUAUGAUUACUUAACUGGAGGAGCUGGUAUCUUAAUUAAUGAUGAAACAGCUAAACGAAUAUAUGAAUGCAAAGAAUGUACUUGUCCCUCAACAAAUUCUUCUAUGGAUGAUAUUAUAUUUGGUAAAUGGGCUAAAGAAUUAAAUAUAUUAGCAAUAAAUUUUGAAGGAUAUUUUCAAAAUUCUCCAUUAGAUUAUAAUAAAAAAUAUAUUAAUACUCUUGUACCUAUUACAUAUCAUAGAUUAAAUAAAAAUAGAACAAUCAAAGAAUCAAGAGAUAUGUAUUUUAAUUAUCUAGUAAAUUAUAGUAGAAACGAUAAACAACAAAAUAAAGAUAUAUAUAUAGAUUAUCUUGAUAGAAAUCAUAAAAAUAUGAUUGAUAAUGUAUUUCAUUAUUUUUAUUAUCUAAAUAUGUAUGAUCAAAAAAAUAAAGUUGUCACAAAAAUUCAAAACAAUCAACAUAAUAUGGACACUAAAACGAAUAAAUCAGACAACACACAAAAAUUAAAUAAUACCCAAGGGGGAAAAAAUGUUAAAGGAGAUAAAAACAUAAAUGGUGAUGAUAAUAAUUAUAAUGUAGAUAAUAUCGAAAAUAUAGAUGAUAUUAUCAAUAUGGUUGAAAGUGUUGAUGAUGAAAAUGUAGAACAUAACAAAAAAGAAACAGAUAACCACAAAAAUGAUCAUAAUGAUUAUAAUAAUGAAGAAAAUAAUAUAAAUGUGAAAAAAACAACCAUAAAUACUAAUAUAGAUAAUAAUAAUGAAGAUACUACAAAAUAUGUUAUAAAAAUGAAUGAAAAAAUUUAUAAUAAAAUGCAAGAAAGUGAUAAAUACAAACAAUUAUUCGAUAUAAAUAAAUUCUUCAAAAAAGAAAUAGAAGGACAUCCUUAUUUUCAAAAAAUUAAAAAAAAAAAUGAAAAGGCAAAAAAAGAAAAAGAAAAAAUGAAUCAAUUAAAUAAACAAAAGGAUUAUACAAAUAAUUAUUUCCAUUCAUCAAAUAUGCAAGGAAAUUUUAAUCAACAAAAAAUGGGAAACAAUCAAAAUGUAGACAAUCAAGAAAAUAAUAUAUUUGAACAACGUCCUGAAAUAGAAGAAGAUGCAAUCAAUCCAAUGGAUUAUGAAGAAUAUAUGGAAAAUUUAUCAAAUUUUGAAGAUGAUGGAGAACCAUAUGAAGAAUAUGAUGAUUAUGAUGAUUUUGUAAAUACAAUUAAUUCUGAUAAAUUUAAAAUUAAUGAUCAAAAUAAACACUUAUAUGAACAAAUCAAAGAUAUAGCCCAACCACCUGUUCAAAAUUCAAAUACUUUUGAUUUUGACACAGAUGAGUUGUAA
Molecule: messenger RNA, 3672 nt
Organism: Plasmodium gaboni
Lineage: Eukaryota; Apicomplexa; Aconoidasida; Haemosporida; Plasmodiidae
Product: parasite-infected erythrocyte surface protein
Exons: 1
Coding region: 1-3672 (1223 amino acids)
Cellular component (GO): membrane
Molecular function (GO): glycosyltransferase activity
Source: RefSeq, a predicted model, not a curated record